Rotaria sp. Silwood2 is the source of this 255-nucleotide messenger RNA. The record is from the annotation of a GenBank genome assembly. Lineage: Eukaryota; Metazoa; Rotifera; Eurotatoria; Philodinida; Philodinidae.
AUGGGUUGUAGUAGCUCCAUAUUUUCGGCGUAUACCGUAGAAGAAGUUGAAGCUGAAAUCGCAAAUUUUGCACCUCGUUUACCUGCAGCCGUACUUAUGAACGGUGGUAUUAUCAAGUUUGAAGGUGCAAAUGGAUUUUUCAAUCCGAAUUCUCUACUUAAUCCGAAUUGGUUACAAGGGAAAAUGGCACCGCAAGAAUAUUAUGAAGCAAUUAAUUAUAUUACAAAUGUACGGCUCAUACUCAUGUUGGCCUGA